This is a messenger RNA of Poecilia latipinna (sailfin molly), 3069 nucleotides long. It is a transcript of the gene crot, whose product is annotated as carnitine O-octanoyltransferase. Gene Ontology annotation, biological process: fatty acid metabolic process. Lineage: Eukaryota; Metazoa; Chordata; Actinopteri; Cyprinodontiformes; Poeciliidae. The record is from RefSeq and is a predicted model, not a curated record. The transcript has 17 exons. Gene Ontology annotation, cellular component: peroxisome. Gene Ontology annotation, molecular function: fatty-acyl-CoA binding; carnitine O-octanoyltransferase activity. The coding region runs from base 148 to 1986 and encodes 612 amino acids.
CUGUCUGGUGCCGCAGCAGCAGCUACGGACAACAACACAGCGAGCUUCUUUCACUCGGUCAGCCGUCGACAGGAACCAAAUGCCGGGUAUCGAUGCUGUAAAAUAAAGUCAACGCUUCCCGGAGAAGCUAAGCUAACAAGCGAAGAAAUGGCCAGUCGAUUAGCAGGUACUCUACCUGAGCGGACCUUUCAGUACCAGAACAGUCUGCCUCCCCUGCCUGUACCGACACUAGAUGGAAGCCUUUCUAAGUACCUAGACGCAGUUCAUCCGUUUGCAUCAGAAGGAGAGUUCAAAGCUACAGUGGAGAUUGUGAGAAAAUUCAGAGAAGGUGUCGGAAAAGAGCUGCACCAGAAACUGCUGCAGAGAGCCCAAGAAAGGAGGAACUGGCUGGAGGAGUGGUGGUUAGACACAGCCUACCUGGAGGUCCGAAUCCCCUCCCAGCUGAAUGUAAACUUUGGCGGUCCCGGGCCGUACUUGGAGCAUUUCUGGCCUCCUGCUGAAGGAAGUUCUCUGCAGAGGACCAGUAUUAUAACAUGGCACACGCUGCAGUACUGGGACCUGCUCCGCACGGAGAGACUCGCCCCCCAGAAAGCUGGGAAAACCCCGUUGGACAUGGAUCAGUUCAGGAUGCUCUACUGCACCUGCAAGGUUCCUGGAGUGAAGAAGGACACCAUUCAUAACUACUUCAAGACAGUGAGCGAGGGGCCGUGUCCUUCCCACCUGGUGGUGAUGUGCCGCGGACGGAUUUUUACUUUUGAUGCACUGUUUGAUGGACAGAUCCUCAGUCCUCCAGAGCUCCUCAGGCAGCUGAUCUUUGUGAAGGAGCGCUGCGAAGGCGAGCCGGAGGGAGACGGAGUUUCCGCUCUCACAUCUGAUGAGCGGACUCGCUGGGCGAAGGCAAGAGAGCAUCUAAUCAGCAUCGAUCCGCACAAUAAGACGAUUCUGGAGACCAUUCAGAGCAGCCUGUUUGUCAUCUCCUUGGACGAAUCCAAACCCUACUCGAGUCCGGAGAACUACACCAAUCUGACAGCGGCGGGCCUCACAGGCAACCCGACCAUCCGGUGGGGGGAUAAAUCCUACAACUCAAUCGCUUUUGCAGACGGCACUUUUGGAUCCACCUGUGAUCACGCACCUUAUGAUGCAAUGGUUCUGGUGUCAAUGUGUUGGUAUCUUGACCAGCAAAUCAGAGCUACAGAGGGACAGUGGAAGGGCUCAGACAAGGUCAGGCAGAUCCCCCUCCCCGAGGAGCUGCUGUUUACUCUGGAUGAAAAAGCCCACAGUGACAUUCGUCAUGCCAAACAGCAGUAUCUGGAGUCUACCCAGGACCUUCAGCUUGUUUGCUACGCCUUCACAGCUUUUGGAAAAUCAGCCAUCAAGCAGAAGAAGUUGCAUCCAGACACUUUUAUCCAGCUGGCAAUGCAGCUAGCUUACUACAGAUUACACAAGAAACCAGGAAGCUGCUAUGAGACGGCAACGACGCGCAAGUUUUACCACGCCAGGACCGAGACCAUGCGGCCCUGCACACGGGAGGCUGUGAGCUGGUGCAAGGCCAUGAUGGACCCUGCGUGUGAUGCGAAUGGCAGGAGGAGCGCCAUGCUCUCAGCUUUUAAUAAACACAACAAGCUGAUGUCCGAGGCUCAAGAUGGAAAUGGUUUUGACCGACAUCUCCUUGGGCUUUAUCUCAUUGCUAAAGAAGAAGGACGUCCGACCCCUGAGCUGUUCUCUGACCCGCUUUACUCCAGGAGUGGCGGUGGUGGGAACUUUGUGCUGUCGUCCAGUCUGGUGGGCUACACAACAAUAAUGGGGGCGGUGGCGCCGAUGGUUCACCAUGGUUACGGUUUCUUUUACCGCAUCAGAGACGACAGGAUUGUGAUCUCCAUCACAGCUUGGAAGUCCUGUCGUGAGACAGAUGCAGCCUCACUCUUUAACGUCUUCUCCAGCUGCAUGCAUGAGAUGCUCCACCUGGCCACCACCGCUCAGCUUUAAGUACUUCUCCAAAACCAGGAGGAUAUCAUCAUUUCUUAAUCUUAUUCUGUGCACAUGCAGCUCAGACUGAGUUUAACCCGACAGCUAGAUCAGUGCAAAUCAAUGCAAACGAGCAAAUCAAUGCAGUGUGCUCCUGUAUAGGAGCUCUACUAAUUGUAGUAUUUUUAAAUUCCUUGUAGGCAUUAAUUUCUGUUAUAAAUUCAUAUUGUGUGUACAUGUAUUUCUUUUAAUUUUCUAGAUUUGACGUAAAAUUUGUUGAUUUGUAUGCAAUUGUUGUAACAACAACAAAAAAAAAAAAAAAAAAAAAAAAAAUUUUUCGCCUUAAAAAGCCCCUGAAUCACCCUCCUUGUUGAAAUCAAAUUUUCUGAAAUAUGAAACAACCAGUUCUGGCUGUGAAGGGAAUAGUCUUUAUCUGAACAGAGCUUUGUCUAAAUAUCCCUAUUAAUGAAGCUCAGCAGCUCAUUAAAUGAACAUAAUGAUCACUGAUACUCAUAUAAAGAAAUCUACUAGUUUGAGGGUGAGGGCAGCUGAUGCAUUCUGGCAUUAAUGUAAAAUGUCUCUGCUGAUUUGUAGUAGACAUUGUGCACUGAAAUCUUUUAAAAUAUUCAUGCCUUAAAAUGGACUGUUCCACACCUCUGCCUUCUUUAAACAUCCUCAGAUCUGUGAUUAUGCAAGCUGACUCUACCUCUUCAUGAUAAACAAAUGGAUUCAUUACCUUUGAUCUACGAUGGAUUCAUUAAAUUCAUUUAAAUUGUUCAUUUUUAGAACUUUUAAGGCUCCACAAAAGCUUUGGCUCCCAGUGUUUGGGUGUUGCUGCAUGUAAGAAAAUACAUAACAAAUGUGGUUUUUACAACCUUUGAACUUUCCCACAUUUUAUUAUGUGAAAACCACAAACUUGAAUGUAUUUUAGUGGGAUUCCCUGUGACAUAAUUGUGCAUAAAUGCAAAGUUAAAUAAUGAUAAUUGGUUCCCACAUUUGUACUUUUGUCAGUACUUAGUUUGUAGAACCACACUUAAGAAGCGGCGUUUGGAUGAAGAGCAUCUGUGAUUAUUAAUAAAUUUUGUAUUUAAUCAUGAAGAAAAA